UAAAGAUGUCAGGGUCUGUUUGGAAAAAGCCUGACGAAGUUAUGAGGCAGAUGAGGGAUAAGAAAAAAGCCCUCCAAGCACGAUUCAGUCAUGCAUCCACCACGACAACAACAAAUAAUUUAGAUAAUGACGAAGCCCUGGCCCCCACAUCGUCAUCGUCAGCAACUGCCUCUGUAAAGAGAAAGAAUCCUUUCAGACGCUCCCCAGCCAAGAGGCCAAAACUUCUUACAGUCACUCAAGAUGACCAGAGAAAUGCAAGUGCCAAUGUAGAUUUCAUGAGCAUGUUAAAUGCCCCCAAUGUAAAAGCUGAUACCAAUAAAGAGUUGGCUGUGGAACUACCACAAGCUCUGUCAAUAUUCACUGCAGUAACACCUGUUUGCCAGAAAGUUGAUCAGUGUCCUGUUGAUUGGUCCUUAAAGACCAGGGUACGCUUCACCUCUAAAUCACCUUUCGCCUUCAGCUCUACUCUCAAAACGUCCGAGGAGGCUUCUGGAAUCACAGGUUUCGUGAGAUGCGUCAGCUCUCUCAAAUCCGACGAGUGGAGCACGUUGGACACGUCAACAAAUGCGCAAUUUCAUCAAUGCUGCUUGUUGUGGCAAUAUCCUUGGCUGCCUUGGUUAUCUUUAUUCCCUCGGGACACACGAGCCCCUAUCACUUCCACCAGCUCUGUCCAAAUCGGCAUGGACUCGAGCGUGUCAAAUUGCCUGAUCAACGACUGGUGUGAAAGCUUUCGCUCUCUUUUCGGACUUUUGCGCGCGAGGCAAUGCCCAUUCUUCUAUGUCUGCACUCAUCAAUUCACUGUUCUCUUUCGAGCUGCUGGAAUAGGAGGAGUUGCAGAAAUCCAUGCUCUAUUAACCCCUACCACACGUGGGAUGCGAGAAGUUUUGCGACGAGAAGAUAUCUCAUACUCGAUGCCGUUGAAGAAAAGUGGUCAAGAUCAAACGAACCCUGUGAAUAAUGAUGAAGAUGAUGAAACCAAAGAAGCUGACAAAGUUGGCGAUCUUGAUGACGAAGAUUGUGACGAAGAUGAUGCUGACUGGAUCAACGAUAUCGGCCUGCACUCAAAUCUCAGAUCAAAAUUGGAGGCUGAAAGGUUGCAGGAUGGAGGGCAAGGAACAAGCCAAGGCACCUAUGCGGACUCGCUCCUUUUGAUCGAAGGUGUUGAGACGCAGGGACUGUUCAACUGGCUUCUAAACAGCAAACUGUGUCUGUCUAGCACUGGUCCAUUAACUGGAAUUCCUCCAACUCUAUUCAGUCCCGUCGCUUUCCAUCAGGCCACACUCCGACCCCUCAAGGCCCGACAAGGUUUUCUGAAGCAAGACGGAGAAAAUCUCUACUCCAUCGAAGUUCAGGGUCCGAUCCUACCCCACUCGAUGGUAUCGCUAAUGAAACUGCUGCAAAGCAGCGAUUUCACGGCUGUCUGGACUACGCUAUCCAGCACCAAGCCCUUCGCAUCAUUCCAAAGUUCGACCGCCGCCACUUCUGCAUUCGGUAAGGAAAGUUUGAGUGAUUGUGGUCUUGACCGGACGAGCCUCGAUCUGUUUUGCUCAUCACAACUCCCGCCAUCCGCUAGCGAGAUCCGCUUUCAAGAUGGAUGUUUUUACUUUAACUAAGAGAUAGAUCUCUUCUCAUUUUUAAACGUCGAAUAAGUGUGUUUUUAAAUCAUGCUCACUCUACAGUCUAGUUGAAUAACAAGUCUGUCAAGAAAUCAAAUCUUGCCAAAUCAUGUUAUCUUACGACUGAUCUCACUAUGGUACCAUAUAAAAUGUGAACUUAUUGCCGAAUGCAAUGAAUAGAUUGUAAAACAAUGAUUUGAACGAAUGUUAUGUGACGUUAACUCUGGAAGGGAUAUUAACGCAAGUUAUGACCAUAACUGAAUUCUUGUGUGAUCAGAGUUAAUUGCAAUUUUUAUUGAAUGUGCAUUAAUUGAAUUCAACAUUCAAAAAGUGGUCUGAUAACGUAGAAAUAAGAGCUAGAAAUUUAAGGUUUUAUAUAAUCACAACUUUUUUCAGUCUGUUCACGGUCCAAGGAUUCAACAAGCCAGUCGUGGGAGUGCUAGUGGGGUCAUUGCGUGCGAUAAUACGUAAUUAAAUCAGUAUGGCAAAGAAAUGUCGUCUCUGAAAUAUCUUGUGAUUGCAAAAUCGUGAAAUUAUAUGUUUGUUCUUUGACUUUAAAGCAGAGCAAAAUCACUUCGUUCAAUUUUCAACUAAAUGGGCCAUUCAAAUUUUGUUUACUUGGUUCCCUCAAGUUUACCAUCUCAGCAGUGAGAUUAUCACCUAACCUUGAAGAGUAUUUUCUUCUUUGUGUCUUUUGGAGACCUUGUACCUUGUUUGAAAAAAGAUUUCCGCCAAUAGUGCUGAUUCCUCGUUUUUUCCUUCCAAUGUGAGCCGUCAGUCAAUUGGCCACAAAGUCAAAUGUCAACAUUUGGCCAGUCACAACGAAAGCACUGGAUUUAAGUACACCCACGAGCUUAGCUUGAUAAGAUUAUUUUACUUAGGAGCCA
Molecule: messenger RNA, 2503 nt
Organism: Daphnia pulicaria
Lineage: Eukaryota; Metazoa; Arthropoda; Branchiopoda; Diplostraca; Daphniidae
Product: protein downstream neighbor of son homolog
Exons: 6
Coding region: 6-1613 (535 amino acids)
Biological process (GO): nuclear DNA replication
Cellular component (GO): nucleus
Source: RefSeq, a predicted model, not a curated record